AUGUAUGGUUGCAUCGUGCAAGCAUACAAACCCGCCUCAAACAAUAGAGAAUCUCUUUUCAAUCAAUACCAAGAAGCUAAAAGGAAGGACAUAGAACGUGCAUUUGGAGGUCUAAAAGGUAAUUUUGGUAUUAUAUUGAAACCUUGUCGUGAUUAUAAAAUAUCGGACAUGAAGGCAGUUAUGAGGGGAUGCUUGAUAAUGCACAACAUGUAUGUUGAGAUGGAAUAUCACAAUGCGGAUUGGGGUAGGGUCACGGGAGAUGAACCUCAACCGCCAAUUCAAGGAAACGUAAGGCUAGGUCCUCAUAUAUUGUACAACCCUGCGAUUUGGGGACAACUUCGCUUGGAACUCACUACCCACAUUUGGAACCGACACAGAGAAGGUUUAAGGAAUGGUGAUUUUCCAAACAUGCAUAUGGAGGAUGCCUUGCCGGAAGUUCAUGAGGGUACAACAGACGUGAACACCGAUGAAGACCAAUAUGACCCUCAAGGAGAUGGUGCAUUUUAUGAGAAUGGAGAGUAA
Messenger RNA from Papaver somniferum (opium poppy), 522 nucleotides. RefSeq lists its product as uncharacterized. Lineage: Eukaryota; Viridiplantae; Streptophyta; Magnoliopsida; Ranunculales; Papaveraceae. The transcript has a single exon. The record is from RefSeq and is a predicted model, not a curated record. The coding region runs from base 1 to 522 and encodes 173 amino acids.